This is a messenger RNA of Metarhizium robertsii ARSEF 23, 273 nucleotides long. RefSeq lists its product as uncharacterized. The transcript has a single exon. NCBI's taxonomy places the organism in Eukaryota, Fungi, Ascomycota, Sordariomycetes, Hypocreales, Clavicipitaceae. Bases 1 to 273 code for a protein of 90 amino acids. The record is from RefSeq and is a predicted model, not a curated record.
AUGCAGCUUUCGCUAGCCCUCUUAAACGGACUCUUCAUCGUCCCGGCCGUCUUGGCCGCUCCUCACACCCGCACCAAGCGCGGUGAGAAGCCUGCCGGCAAGGUCGAUCCUGGAACCGCGUCGGACUGCACGUACUGGGAGGAGAAGACGGAUGCCUCUGUGAGAGAAGACGGAUGCUUCUGUGUCAGCUAUCACGACUUCAAGAUGGGGCAAGUCGUUGCUUUUUACAAUGCCGCGACGCGGCAUUGUAUCAUCAAAGACUCCUGGUCUUAA